AGAGAUGGGGACAAAGAGAGGGAGAGAGUGAUGGCAGAAGAGACCAGCGGAUCCACACCAACAGCAUGAGAUGCCAGGCAUGGAAGAGACAGGCACCAUGUAGCAGAGACUGCAGGGAGACCUGUGACAGUCAGUGACAGCGCAGCCUGCCAGCACUGAGAGACCCCUGAAUUCACAUCAGAGACUGCAUCACAUCCAGUAGGAUGAGAAGAGACUGCCCAGAGACAGCCCAGAUAAAAAAAGAGACAGCAAGUAUCUGCUGCAGGGAUCUAGUGACAGCUCCCCACUAUGGACUGGUGACGAGUCGCGGCGUGGAGACGGAGACCUAAUGCAGAGAAGACGCUGAGGUGGGCCGCAGGACAUCGGGGGUCUCCUACUGAAGAUAUGACCGCCACUAUGCAAGCCUUUCACUUCAAGCAGUUUGCCCCUGAGCCGGGGCAGGACUGGCCUCCCUCCUGUGAGCAGGAGAUAGAGCGGAGGUACCAGGUCGUCCCUUCCGUCGUCUGCGCGAUGUGUUGCCUUUUCGGAAUUAUCUAUUGUUUCUUUGGCUACCGGUGCUUCAAGGCUGUCAUGUUCCUGACGGGUCUCAUGUUUGGCUCUGUGGUCAUCUUCAUGCUAUGCUACAAGGAACGGGUCCUGGACACUCAGCUGAGUGUGGAAGCCAGCGUGGGCAUUGGCCUUGGGAUUGGCAUCUUGUGUGGCCUGGUGACCAUGCUGGUGAGGAGCGUGGGACUGUUCAUGGUGGGCCUACUGCUCGGACUGCUCCUAGCCAUAGCCACGCUGAUAGUCAUGGAGCAGUUCUACCACCCGCGCACUGUCUGGGUCCCGGUGGCCCUGCUUCUGGGGAUCGGGAUGAUGUUUGCAGUGCUAACCCUACAGUGGCAGCGCUUCUUCACCACCCUCUCCACUGCCGUCUUCGGCAGCGCCAUCAUGACAGUGACUGUGGAUUACUUCAUCGAGCUCUUUCUGCUGGUGCAGUACGUGUACCAGCGCAUGAAGGUGGACCCUCCGCAGCCCAUGUGCUGGUACAGCUGGGUUAUUCUCGGCAUCUGGCCCGUACUUAGUUUACUGGGAGUCCUGGUCCAGUGGAAAGUGACGGCCGAGGGAUACUCACACACAGAAGUUAUCAUCAGUCGGCAGCAGCGCCGGGUACAACUUAUGAAAAUAAAGCAGAGAGAGGAGCGUAAGGAGAAAAAGAAGAAGAAGAAGAGACCUCAUCAUCAUCAUCCUCACCCGCAGCACAAAACACCGCAUCCACCUGAGCCAGCCUUCCGUAGAAAACCUACUCCUAUUCGGCGAUUUGAUGGCGAUGUGAUCUCCCCGAGCUACAUUCAGAGUUUUCGAGACCAGCAGUCGGGUUCAACUCGGGGCCGGAUGACCGGUGCUCACACAGUGGUGGAUUUGGACUAUGACUGCGGCUCCAGGGUACCACUUACCUCCGGAGCAGCAUCAGCCGUACGAGUAUAGCACAGAGCGAGAGGAGCGGGGAGGAAGACCCAGGAGGAAAGGGAAUCACAAGAACACACAGACAUUGCGCUGUAACAAUUCCAACACUGUGACCGUGAGAACCCAUCAUGACAUAUUACACGCCGAAGACUCUACAGACGCUGCGUACACUGUGCGACGACUCCCACCUACCUCUUUACAAACACCACACUCAUAGACAUUCCAACCUACCUCCCUGCGGUCCCACUUCAAGCUCUGAUCUCUCCUUACAUGGACCUCCAUCACCUCUCCCCUCCAAAACUGGAUCCACUGGAUGAAGGACCAUAAUGGGAGUCAACCAAACCUGCCCCGUUCCAGUGUCGUGUUUAAGGACGUCUGGGCAUGAU
This is a messenger RNA of Bufo gargarizans (Asiatic toad), 1832 nucleotides long. RefSeq names its product transmembrane protein 198 (gene TMEM198). Gene Ontology annotation, cellular component: cytoplasmic vesicle; plasma membrane. Gene Ontology annotation, biological process: positive regulation of canonical Wnt signaling pathway. Bases 385 to 1467 code for a protein of 360 amino acids. The record is from RefSeq and is a predicted model, not a curated record. The transcript is spliced from 5 exons. Lineage: Eukaryota; Metazoa; Chordata; Amphibia; Anura; Bufonidae.